ACCUGAAGAUUUCCUUUCCUGUACCUAGCUGUUUAUUGUAUGUAAUCAAAUUAAAUUUAGGUUAAACUGAACUAAAUAUUUAUAAACUGUGCAGAACGUAGAACUUAACAUGGACAGCAAGACAACAAAAAUGCCGAAAGUGGCAAAGGUGAAGAACAAAGCACCAGCAGAAAUCCAAAUAACAGCUGAACAAUUGCUUAGGGAAGCCAAAGAACGAGACCUUGAGAUAUUACCACCGCCACCUAAACAGAAAAUAUCUGAUCCUGAGGAACUUCGAGACUACCAACAUCGUAAACGUAAAGCAUUUGAGGACAACAUAAGAAAGAACAGACUUGUUAUUGGGAACUGGCUUAAAUAUGCACAAUGGGAAGAAUCACAAAAGCAAAUCCAAAGAGCUCGUUCAAUAUAUGAGCGUGCUUUGGAUGUGGAUCACAGAAAUGUUACCUUAUGGCUGAAGUAUACUGAAAUGGAAAUGAGAAACAGACAGGUAAACCAUGCCCGGAAUCUAUGGGACAGAGCUGUUACAAUUCUGCCAAGAGUAUCUCAGUUUUGGUACAAAUAUACUUACAUGGAGGAAAUGUUGGAAAAUGUAGCUGGAGCAAGACAGGUAUUUGAACGUUGGAUGGAAUGGCAUCCAGAUGAGCAAGCUUGGCAAACAUACAUAAACUUUGAAUUGAGGUACAAAGAACUUGAACGGGCUAGACAAAUCUAUGAACAGUUUGUUAUGGUGCAUCCAGAUGUAAAGAAUUGGAUAAAAUAUGCAAAAUUUGAAGAAAACCAUGGUUUUAUAAAUGGCUCUAGGACAGUUUUUGAGAGAGCUGUUGAAUUCUUUGGUGAUGAAGAAUUAGAUGAAAGACUGUUUAUAGCGUUUGCCAAAUUUGAAGAAAAUCAAAAAGAACAUGACAGAGCAAGAGUGAUUUACAAAUAUGCUCUGGAUCAUGUCCCAAAAGACAGAAAUAAAGAACUUUAUAAAGCUUAUACUAUUCAUGAAAAGAAGUAUGGUGAUAGAUCUGGCAUUGAGGAUGUAAUAGUGAAUAAGAGAAAGUAUAUGUAUGAACAGGAAGUUAUAGAGAAUCCCACAAAUUAUGAUGCAUGGUUUGAUUAUAUUAGAUUAGUGGAGAAUGAGGGUAAUUUAGAUGACAUAAGAGACACAUAUGAGAGAGCAAUUGCAAAUAUUCCUCCUUCAAAGGACAAACAAUUUUGGAGGCGUUAUAUUUACUUGUGGAUUAAUUACGCUUUGUAUGAAGAGUUAGAAGCAGAAGAUUUAGAUCGAACAAGACAAGUUUACAGAACCUGUUUAGAACUAAUUCCUCAUAAGAUAUUUACUUUCUCAAAAAUAUGGCUCAUGUAUGCUCAGUUUGAAGUGAGAUGUAAAGAUUUAAAGCAAGCAAGAAAAACACUUGGCAUGGCUCUGGGCAUGUGCCCCAGAGAUAAAUUAUACAGAGGUUAUAUAGACCUUGAGAUACAGUUGAGAGAAUUUGACAGAUGUAGAAUAUUAUACCAGAAAUUCUUAGAGUAUGGUCCAGAAAAUUGUGUAACAUGGAUAAAGUUUGCAGAGUUAGAAACUCUGCUUGGAGAUACAGAUCGCGCAAGGGCUAUUUAUGAAAUAGCUGUAGGUCAACAGAGAUUAGAUAUGCCAGAAUUGUUGUGGAAAAGCUAUAUCGAUUUUGAGGUAUCACAAGGAGAAACUGAAAAAGCAAGACAGCUUUAUGAAAGACUUUUGGAACGAACAGUUCAUGUCAAAGUGUGGCUUUCAUAUGCUAAAUUUGAAUUGAAUGCUGAAAAUGCUGAUAAUAUUAAUGUUGAAUUGGCAAGACGGGUAUAUGAGCGUGCUAAUGAUAGUCUAAGAAGUGCAGGCGAAAAAGAAUCGAGAGUUCUUCUCUUAGAAGCAUGGAAGGAAUUUGAAACAGAAAUUGGAGAUGAAGUGAAACUUGAAAAAGUCCUUGCCAAAAUGCCUAGACGUGUCAAGAAGAGGCAGAAGAUUAUUAGUGAAGCUGGUGUUGAAGAAGGCUGGGAAGAAGUAUUUGAUUAUAUAUUUCCAGAAGAUGAAAUGGUUAGACCUAAUCUUAAAUUGCUUGCUGCAGCUAAGAACUGGCGCAAACAACAAGAAAUACCUCAAAGUACACAAAAUGAAAAGGAUGAUAAUGAUGAGGAACCAGGAACCCCUGAAGGACAUCCUACACAAGAUAGUUCAAGUAAUGAUGGGUCAACAACGGCAGAAUAACAUUAAGAUAAAAUAAAAAUCCAAAUAAAAUCUA
Molecule: messenger RNA, 2258 nt
Organism: Bombyx mandarina (wild silkworm)
Lineage: Eukaryota; Metazoa; Arthropoda; Insecta; Lepidoptera; Bombycidae
Gene: crn
Product: pre-mRNA splicing factor crn
Biological process (GO): mRNA splicing, via spliceosome; spliceosomal complex assembly
Cellular component (GO): Prp19 complex; precatalytic spliceosome; post-mRNA release spliceosomal complex
Molecular function (GO): protein binding
Source: RefSeq, a predicted model, not a curated record